CUUCUAAGGAGCAAACAAAAUCUAUAUCUUCGGUAGGUCCUCGUACUGCGCCUGCUGCAGACUGCCUUUCCGAGGAAAGCAUUAAGGCGGCCUUACCCGAUCUCGCAGGGUUGAUCAAACACCGACUCGCGCGUCGCGGUCGCAUUGUUUUCUUCCCAGUCACACCAGAUAAAGUAAGCCGUGUAGCAGACUUCAUGGAACGCUACCUGCGAAGGUCGCGUGAUAAUGGCGGUGUAGCUUUGCUGUACGAGCAGCCGAAUCUGAGGCUCUCCUGUCACGCGGGAGUGCGGGAUGCUUUGUUUUUGCUCCAGGAGCAAGGCGCAGCCGGCCAGAGUGCUUUGACUGCGUAUCUGCGGGAGCAGCUGCUUGGAGAUCUGGAUCAUGAUAGAAAAACUGAGGGAGGAGGAGAAGUAGAAACCCACCACGACGAACAACGUUAUUUGUCAGAAUGGAUCGCAACCGCGCUGUCUGAUGUCCCUUCUCUCGAAAGCCUGUUGACCCAAUAUCCUUUUCUGUACGAGCAGUUUUGUUUGCCAAGACUGUCAGUUACAACGCCUUUGCUUUCGCAAUUGGGCUAUUUGCGACUAGCCUUACUGGCUGGCGUGGACGCUGGGUAUCUGACUUUGCACCAUUUUUUCAUCAAAAUUAAGGCUUUUUGCACCCGUGAUUCAUCUUGUUGAGAAUGAAGCAUUAUGUCAGUAUAGAGUGCAGACAGUCAGUAUAGAGUGCUUGAGAAUACUCGUGUAGUCAGUAAAGAGUCUGCGAUGACAAAGCAUCAUUGAUUCCUGUUGUAUCUCUGAAGGUAUAAACACGGCCAAGAUCAUGUUGCGCUUCAAGAUGAAUAUACGUAAGCUAAAAGUGUCUAAAAAAUGCGGAGUCUUUGAUUUUUUUUGGGAAGCAGAUAUCAAUGUCCUACCAGAAUUCUACCAGUCUCACCAGCUGAAACGCCAGUUGCUUUUUCUGAAGGCAUCGCCACCUGCGUUGCGGUUUUUGGACGAUGUUCUGUUAUGAAGGAACGCCACUAGCUGCGAACUAGGAUCAGCGGAUAUAUUUCCUUGUCGUCAGACCAUUUAUAGGCUGAACACUAGGCUAAGAUAGGAAUUGUGUAGUUAGUUCACCUCUUAGACAUUAUGAUGUUGAUGACUCCUUCGCUUUAGUUUGUGCUCUUAUUGACUUCUACUUACAUCCGCCUAGAUCGAGGCUCGUUCUCACUGCCUCAUCUCCGCCUUCAUAACAAUCGAUGCUCUACAAGUUUCCCUUUUCGGUGUUCGCGCGCGUGUUACCAAGACUGAUAUUCGGUGCUCACGUUCCGGACACAGUAGUGAGCAUUUCCUUUGGGGAGGAUCGAGGACAGUUUCGGACUCAUUUGCCCUACGUACACUUUCUAGAUGCUGAGAAUGCAUUCGCGACAGGUGAAAGCUGGUACGGCGACUGGGGAAACCUAGUCCUCUUUGAGCUAGAGCCGCACACCUGGGACGCGCAAGGUCGCGACGUGCUUCGCGAGUUGUACAAGGGGGAAAGGGAGCAUGACCUUGUUGGAACAAAAGCGGCUUUUACAACAACUUCAGCUUAAGGGUACCGUCAACCUAUCUCUCACACCAUCCUUUAGCCAGUUCCUUCUUGGAAUAGCCUAAAAGAUGCUCUAACAGAUGGGUUGUCGGUGCUUCUAAUCAGUUUCUAGUGAUAUUGGAGAACAAGGCGACGUAGCAGAGUCAGAAGAACAGUGGGAGUUCCGAGACCAUGUGUCCGCAGCGAUGCGACGUGCGCAGAAGCCUCUUUCACCACGACGGCCUGUGAUAGACUUGUAUCGAGAUAUGGUCGAGCGUUUUGAUUCUAUGCCAGAGGAAAGGUCCAAAGUUUUCAUGCCAGAUGGGUGGCGCGUGCUACAUCAGCGCACGCUGAGGGGCUUCGCCGCACAAUUGGACCACGUCUUUGUGAACGCGGUACAGCGAGCCAAGCACGUUUGCAUGGCUUUGGGACCGGAUUUGUGUGCAGGUGUCGUGUGUGACUCACCCACGUUCGAGCGGUGCACAAUCAGAGAGGGGAAAGAGGCGGUUUCUUCAUCCUCUGUGGAGGGUCCUACAACAAAAGAUGGCGCGACGACGAACAACGAGGGAGCAACAGAGACACCGCGGAAACCAGUAGCGGAGGAAAUCUGGGUCCAAACCUUAUUCUCUCCCGAGGAGACACUUGAGGGAGAAGACCCCCCUCAAAGCGUAGCUCUGAUACCACCAGGAAUGCGGUUUCUCAAGAAUGAGUGGAUGCAUCAUGUGAACUUCGCGAUGAAUUGCUGUGCGGAAGAUCAGAAGCGAAGUAGCGAUACCGCUUUGGAGGUAGGACUGUUGCACUCUUCGGAAAUGCAGAAUGAAACACACCUGACAUUAAGGGUUUCCAGAUUACAUCCUGGACCGACAUCCUUGGCUUGUUUUCAAGUAGAAAACCGGCCAAGGACGUUCUGAAGAAUGUAAUGCUGCAGGCUUUAAUGACAGAAGAAUUCCUCACGCGCAACCACGCCCUGCUGACGUACUAUCGACAUCCGGCACUCACAUUAAGGUUGGAGCUUAAUGGUGAAUCUCAAUCUAGAUGAAUAUCAAUUCAUUUCACCACAAGGUACACGUGAGUAUAGGUAAUACGAACCUCACUCUAGAAUUCUUCAGUACCACGAAUACUAGUAAAAAGGAUAAUGAAAAUUUUGAGUUCGUUUGAAAAUUCUAAAGUCCGUCCACAAGACGCCGACAGCCAAGAGAGGCUACUACGUGUGGAAGGCGUUUAUUUUUUUGCAGGCUCUAGAGGCAGCCCCAGACGACUCCAUAGUCGUCUGGUCUGACGCAGGUGUGAGUUUCCUCCAAGAUUUAAGACCUUUAGUGGCUCGGUAUCUACGCGGAUCUGAUGUCGCUGGCUGCCGCACCGUCAUGAUGGAAGGAGACUUUAUGAGCAUCGAUUUUUCAGUUUGACUGCCUGCUUUUUCUAUUUGCAAUGUUUUGGAAUCCUGCGAAACUAUGCAGGACGUAUGACAACAGGUCUGUGCCUCGAUGCAGUAAGAAAGUUAAUAGGUCUACAUAUUGUGCCUAAUCUUAAGAGGCAUUGAUAGUGGUAAUUCCUCCAUGAGUCAGUUUUUCUUUCAUAAUCCGGAGUAAGCGAGACGCAUUUGUGCUGACGGACAUGGAUUUCAGGGCAGUAGUGGAGGGCAAUCAGAUUGCGAGUUCGCUCAUUAUGGCGCGCAAAACACCUUUAUCGCUGCAGCUAGCGAAGCAAUGGUUGAUUCAUAGUGAGGAUCCGCGUAUCAUGACCGAAGAGGCCUCGGUCUUAGGCUUUCCCGAGUACCCAAACUACCACAACAACAACGACGACCAGACGGCGUUUUUUAAGGCUGUAGGUUUUUUUUUAGAUUAUCUGGUUUAUUCUGUGGACGUGCACUAGUUAGAUUCGGGGUGGAAUCCACUUCUCCUGUAAUGUAAAUGUAGCAGUUUAGGGGAACUAGGACUAGCAUUUCUGCUUGAGUGAUCACUUUAUUCAAAGAAUCAUUGACUCUAGUCAAGUCCCCACCACCAGGCUGAAAGACAAUGUAAGUAGGACUCUCGUCUUCAGUCAAGUCACCACCACCAGGCUGAAAGGAAAUACAAUCCAGCACUGAUCUUGUUCUACUUCUAAGUUUUCUUUGAAUUUCAAGAAGUUUGGUUUUCUGGCUUUUUCGACGGGGCUGCGGGAUCAGUAUGUUCUUUUGGGAAGGAAUCUGGCGAAAUUUAUCGCCAACUCAAACGCUUUUGCGCGUGGGGAGUCACUUGCUGGGCCUGAUGCGUCUGCACAAAACGAUCCAGGGAAAGGAGAUCCUGCGUCGAGUGGGUCUGCGGACGAACAUGCCGAUUUAAUUUCGGUCGCUUUCAGCGUUGCGAAAAAGCCAGGGGAGGACAAGGUGAGAGAUCUGUCAGAAAAGCUGAAUCGGGGAGAAAUAGCACCAACCGCAGUGGACACGAGCAAUCAGAACCACUAUAUCGAAGCGGCGUUGCUACGGGAUGACGACGCAGUGCGCAGGCACCGGGACGGGAGCUAUGAAAUCUAAUUAUACCACGAUAGUUUCAAACAAUGCACCUGCACUUUGUAGCACAAAGUUAAUAACCAGGUAUUCAUAGUCGUUUUUUUUUCGAAGUUGAGAAUACAGUUUCCGGAAGUUUCCGGACGUUCGAACAGAAGUGGAGUAAGGUGAACGCUAUUCGCAAGAUGACAGAAGCAUUUGGCAAGAACGAAGGACCAAGCAAAGGUCUCUCUGGUGAUCCUCAGGAGAGGUUGUGACCUGUGAGAUGCCUACGCCUCUAGGACCGCGAGAAGCUUCGGCACUUCAUCACGAUACAUCCUGCACAACAAGGACGCGUCGCCUCCGUGUCAGACUGUG
Amoebophrya sp. A25 is the source of this 4390-nucleotide messenger RNA. NCBI's taxonomy places the organism in Eukaryota, Dinophyceae, Syndiniales, Amoebophryaceae. The record is from the annotation of a GenBank genome assembly.